Molecule: messenger RNA, 10091 nt
Organism: Dreissena polymorpha
Lineage: Eukaryota; Metazoa; Mollusca; Bivalvia; Myida; Dreissenidae
Product: nuclear factor 1 A-type-like
Exons: 15
Coding region: 138-2432 (764 amino acids)
Biological process (GO): regulation of transcription by RNA polymerase II
Cellular component (GO): nucleus
Molecular function (GO): DNA-binding transcription factor activity, RNA polymerase II-specific; RNA polymerase II cis-regulatory region sequence-specific DNA binding
Source: RefSeq, a predicted model, not a curated record
AACUAAAUAAUUUUCAUUAUAAUUAUAUAAUUGAUCUAUAAACUCAUAUCUCAUAUUGCAGAAGGAGGACUUAUCUUAAUUGUAUUUACAGAAUAAUAUCGACACCACAAUGUGAUGAUUUAGAAAAUCUCCGUAAAAUGACCAUGGAUGAGUUCCAUCCAUUCAUCGAGGCCCUCCUGCCCCAUGUGAAGGCGUUCUCCUACACGUGGUUCAACCUGCAGGCAGCCAAGCGGAAACACUUCAAGAAACAUGAGAAACGCAUGUCUAUGGAGGAGGAGCGCAGGGUCAAGGAAGAAUUACAGAAUGAAAAACCGGAAAUCAAACAGAAAUGGGCUUCAAGACUCCUAGCAAAACUUCGGAAGGAUAUAACGCAGGAAUGUCGCGAGGAUUUUGUAUUGAGUAUAUCUGGAAAGAGACCGCCGUCAUGUGUGUUAAGUAAUCCAGAUCAAAAGGGCAAAAUGCGACGAAUAGACUGUCUGCGGCAGGCGGACAAAGUCUGGAGACUGGAUUUAGUCAUGGUGAUACUGUUUAAAGCAAUUCCGUUAGAAAGUACUGACGGAGAGCGGUUAGAAAAGUCACCGGAUUGUAUACACCCGAACUUGUGUGUGAAUCCACACCAUAUAUCAGUGUCAGUGCGAGAGCUGGAUCUAUACCUUGCCAACUUUAUUCAUAGUUAUGUUCCUGACCCCCGAGAUCCGCGGGCCGAGUACCAAGAGAUCCCCAUGAAUCACCAUGAUCAGGAUAUUAAAGUGCCAGGCAACAUUCAUUCGGGAGUUUCUGGCAAUGACAGUAUUAUGGCCACAGGGGUUUUCAGUGCUCGGGAAUUAAUGCGCGUCACGAGACACUCAUUUGCGACUGAAUUUGAAGAUGUCGACGACAAUAGUCCCAAUGCUUCCAUAAUGAUGCCUCACAAUGGUACACACCCGAUGUUGCCCCCGCCCAAGAUUGACAGCCCCAGCUACUACCAGUACAGUCCCCACCCUCAGGAUCACAGCCAGCACAUGGCCGCCAUGGCCUCUCACCACGGCAUGCCCAACGGUCAGGCUCAGCUUAGCCCCUCAGGUAAUCCUCACAAGCGUCUGAAGCGGUCGACGAUGAGCUCAAUCUCUAGUGCGGAUGAGGACCAGGAGAGCAUUGGGGACGACACAGAGCAGAUGUCCAGCUACUACAAGGCAUCCGGCGGGAUGGGCGGGCACACAUCGGCAUGGCAACAAGACCCUAAUAUGGACCCAGGUGCCCCAUCAUCCUCAUCAUCUUCGGGAUUGCAUUCCCCUCGCGUUUUACACUCCCUCCAAUCAGCGGCCUCAGAGCGCAAGGGGUUCACUCCCGUGACACCUCGGCCCGAUCAUGCAGCAACGCCUCCUCGAGUCCUGGGCGGUUAUGAACGACUGCAUGAACUCGGGAGAGAGCCUUCACGAAACUUAAAUCCAUCCAAUCAGGCUGAUGUGACAGAAAUCUCAGACAGCGACGAGGACAGACCGUCUCCACGGCAACGAUCGCACGACCGACCCGCGAUCUCCGUCGGCAACGCUAGCUUUCACCCGAUUCUCACCACUCUAGUUGGCAUGCAGCCAAUGGCGCUGAACUCGAGUCAUGGCCACGGAGUGCUCAAGUACUCGGACCAGGGUGGCCAUGGUCACAGUGGCGACACAUUUCAGGACUUUGUCUCUCUUGUUUGCCAGGAAGCACCAAACCCUCAAGGCCAGUCGAACCCAUCAUCCCCGCCUGGUAAGGGGUCGGGCAAGAUGACCUACUACACCCCGGGGAUGCCCCCACCCCCUCCGCCCCCGACCCUUGCGCGACCAGUGGCGUUACUCCGCACCUCAGAUGGCUCUGUGAUCAGUAGCAACAACACUUCCAUGUCGAGUUCUACAAUGAGCAUCUCCAACAGCCAGGUGAACGUAAGCAACUCCCCCGGGACCCCGCCGGCCAACCGGUCCAUCAUGUCUAGUCCAUUUGCCAUGCUGAACCGGCCAGAACACGGCUUUGCACAUAUCCAUCCACAGGGGCAUCAGUUGUUUUACCCGAACAUCAGUCCAGUGAACGCGUUCAGUGGGGUGAUCAGCCCGACAACAUUGAGCCUCAUAUCGUCGCCUGUAGCAACGCCGCGCACGACACCCCGGUCCACACCCAUCCCUCGCUGGGCCAACCCAUUUGGAAUACCUCUCGAUGACAACAUGGACUACAACAACAUGAUCGCCACCAUGAUGCAUGUGAAUCCCGACGAGCCCCUGAUGAACGAAGACCGCAUUUUCCCGGUGCUGCACAACUCCGACAACGGGAUGGAACCGUCCGGCUCUGGUAACGGAACCAACAAUGGGGGCGGGGCCUCUGGCCCCUCCCACGUGCCUGCCAAUCACCAGGGCUCCCCCACUCCUGGCCCGCCUCCUGCUUCAAAACAGGCAUCUCAGUCAGCCCAGCAGGCCACGUGACAAUCACUGUAGCCUGAGGAAAACACUCGUGUCACCUUUUGGAACUCUGUCACUCUUGGAAAACACUUGUUCACCUUUUGGAACUCUGUCACCUUUUGGAAAACACUCUGUAAUUUUUGAAGCUUGUUAAGUUAUCUGGCAAGGAAUAUAUUUGAACAAAAUUUUGGGGAAAAUGGUCUUAAUGCAUUUUCUUUAAGUGUGGUCCCUGAUUUAAGUGCGAUCCCUGAUUGGCCUGUGCAGUCCGUAGGGACGUCUUCCGCUUUCAUGAUAUUUUUAUUCAAAAUAAUGUCUCUUGUAAACAAAAAUCCAGUGUAGGCAGAAAGUAUUGUCCAUUUUAGAACUGUGAGGACUGCACAGGCUAUUCUGGGAAGACACUUUAUGCACUUGCAUUAAGCCCUGUGUUCCCACAGCGAGACUCAUUUAUGUUUAAAAAAUGUCAUAGAGCUUGUUUUGUUUACCUAUGAGAAAUAGGUUUGUAUACAAGUAAUGAAUAUUUAUUUCUUGACACACAUUGUUUUAUCCAAAUUUUACAUACUUGCGUGUUACAAAGUGACAAGCUAGCCAAGUAGCUUUAAUAUCAAAUGACAAAACAAAUACUUUGCUUGAUUUUCCGUAGAAAAGAAAAGAAUUGAUCUUCAUAUAUUUUUUUCCCACAAGCCAGCGUUCAAUAAAGGCAAUUAUAUCAAAGCGAAUGAACAGACAAGGUACAUGGUACAGCAAUAGUAUGAAAUCUAACUGUUUUAACAUUUUUUAUUUCGUAAUUAAAUGCCAGUAUUUAAAAAAAUAAGCAAUUUUGUUGGAGGGCUGUUGGCCGGAGAAAGCAUGACUGAGGACACUGUUGUCAGUCUAUGUUGUUUAGUAUGUUGUUGCUAUUUUGUUUGUUACCUGUGCAGGGCUGGGUUAUAUUGUAAACAUGAGAUUGCACACUCGAUGUGCGGCCAGCUGUGAUACAAUUUUUUGUUAAUAUUAUUUUAUUUUAUUAUAGUUUUCUCAGUAAAGUCAUGCUGAUGUUAUUGCGUUUCACUUAAUGAUGCUUGAUUUUUAUUAAGUAUUUUUGUUUGUGUUUUGUUUUUUUCGAGCAAGUGACUGGGACAGAGAGUGGUUUUUUUGUAUUGUUUUUAAAUAUAAUUGCUAGAAUCACAUGAAUUUCUGAACAAGAUCAGAUGUUCGUGCUUUCAUAAAUAUCUCGCUUAAGACCACAUCAAAUUACUUUUCUUAAGAGUUCAGAUAUGUAUGUCCAUAAUUUGAAAAACAACUUGUCACAAAUUCGAGUUAACCUGUUCACAUGUUAAAGUGAAAAGUCAUGCAUGUAUCAAGAUUUUGUUUGUAUUCAGAUGUUUUCUUAAUUUCAUCACAAAGGCAGAUUAUUAAAAAUUGUAAUUUUCACAAGGCACCCUUAAAGCCUGAGAAUCCCUGUACAUUUUACAACCUUUUGCAGUGUUCUUUGAGCACGAAUACUGUAAAAUCAUUUAUAUUUGUCAUCAUCAAAUUUCGUGGUUUUUCACAAAUAUAUUUGUUAUAUGUAAAUUUAUGGAUUUCUGGUAAUAUAAAAAAAAACAGCAGAGACAUUUGCGUCAGUCAUUUUUCGAUGUGUUUGUGUUAACUCUUUCAGUGCUGGAACUGAAUUUUGAAGGCCUUUGCAAACAGUUAGGAUCCAGUCGAGACGCCACAGAACAUGGCGUCUCAUCAGGAUCCAAACCGUUUGCUAUUCUGAUAGUAUUCUUUGAAAAAAAAUGAAGAAAAUGCUGAUUUUAGAAAUUCAGCGAACGACAUUUUAGCAGACAACAAAUUUCCCAGUAUGCAAAGGGUUAAAUUAUUGGAUUGAUAAACCCACAAAUUUUAAUGAAAACUAAUGUCCCACAAAUAAUAAUGAGUUUACAGUAUAUUAGAUUGAAACUUCUUCAUGGAUGUUGUAGAUGAAUCUACCUCAUUACUUUACCAACAAAGUGUCACUUUCGUGGAUCAAAUAGUACAAACAUUUUCUUAAUUGAUUUGCCUCUAUCCACUGACUCACUCAUUUACUUUUGAAACAGUAAGGAAAUGUAUUAUGGAUCAUUGUUUUAUGUACAUUAAUUGGACAUAAAUGACAUCUCCAUUUUCCAAUAUGUAAAUUUUGUCCUACCUAAGAUAUAAUAAUAUGAUGACUCUAAUAUUAAGAGUUAAUGUUUUUGUUACUAAUACUUUUUAUGUUGAGUCGAUUAUGCACAUUUUAACGACCUUAUAAUGUAGUUUCUUCAAGGUGUAUUUUUGAAGUGAGUAAAGAAAUUUGUAGCGAUUAGUAAAUAGCGUUGUUUGACCGCAAGCAUGUGUAAAUGUAGAACUCAUUGCUGAAAAAAAUAAUGAAAGUAUAAACAGUAAAUACACAGUGAUGAUAAAAUAUUUAACUGUUAUACCUUUCUGCAAUUUUGAUUGCAGUGUAUCGCAGUUUUUCGCGAAUUAUAAUUUUUGUAUUGUUUUUAAAAUGCCCAUGAGUGCCAAAUCAUUUUGCUUUAAUUAUAGUUCUAUUUUUCAUGUGUUUGUAUUUGUCUUGAUUGUUUAUCAGACUUAAAAAUAGGUAUCUGACGAAAAUCUCCUUUAAUGUUAUUUGAGAUUUUUGAUGAAACAUUGUAGAUAUUAGUCACAAGAAGUAGCCUGUGAGUGUAAGUUUAUGAUUAAUUUCUAUUCCAUUAUUUAUGACAAUAGAUAUUGCAAACACUGUUACAAAUAAUGGAUAUUAAUAAGUCCCUUUUAAAAAUUAGCCAGGUUUUGCGAAAAUGGGUAUUAUGCCUUCCAGCCUGAGAAUCCAUGAAGUUUGCUCAGGAUGUUAUGACCAGGCAUGUCUUGAGCUAUGCUUGACAAUGACAUAAGACCCAUGUUUGCAUGAUGUGGGUUAAAUAAUGUAUAUGCUUCAUACGUAGGCAAUUUUAAUGGAUUGAUUGUGUAAAAACAAAGAGCUGUGUUAUAUCAAUGUAGAACCCGAAUAAACUUACAUAGGUGUUAAAAGCCAACAUUAAUUUUCCAUUAAAGAAUAAUAUUUCUUGAUCUAUGUUUGGUUUAGCCAUCCGAGAAAUAUAGGCCACUUAAUGCGGCUGUCCAGUAGAAAUUGUUUAAUAGUUUUAUAUUGAAUUCUGGGUUCAUAAACCAGUUAAUAAAAAAAUGUAUUUUAUUUUUGAAGUUGUCUAAGUACGUAUAGUAGCCAAUGGUAAGAAUGAUCCGAUAUUGGGAUAAAUUUGAUUGUAGUAAAUAACAUAGUUAUUGUUUCGAAAUUAAAUAUGCUUUGUUAUGAUAGGAGACCAUGAUGUAACUAACACAUAUCCAUUGAUCAUUUCAAAAUUGUUGUUGCGAUUUGUUGUAGCGUUACUCGUGCGUUUCGGAGUUUUGUUUUCAACUUAUAUACUGUUGGUGGAUUUUAUUUUAUUGCCCUGUAAAUAGCUUGUUAACUUUAAUGUAAAAUAAUGUAAAACAUGUAAAUAGUGUAUAUACGUACUAUGUUUGCAUACAUAGCAAUUAAUUUAUUAUUGACAGUGUUGUAACAGAUGAUUUGUUUUAUAUAUCUUAUCAGAGUCUGAUGAAAGUUUGUUGCCAUGGAAAUCAGUUGAUUAUUGUUUCUAUGGUAACAGAAAUUUUGGAAGGUUUAUUAUCAAAAAAAGAAGCUGUGAUGGAAUAUUGAAAUUGACUUGUUUUUCUUUUGUUGUUUUUUAAUUCUGAAAAAAGUUUUAUGUCUGUAUAAAUUUCCUCUCUGUACUCUCGAAUCUGUGUAAAAAGAGGUUUAUGUAUCAUGUGACUUUCUCUUUGAAACAUUUAAGCUAUUAUGAAUUGUCACUUCCUUAAUUUAUGGUUAAAUAAUUUGAUUGCAUAGCAUUUUUUUUAAAUCAUUUCAGUCAAAGUUUUUAAACGUAUUAGUAUUUGAAAAAAAAAUUACUGUAAAACUUUUACUAAAAAGGUUUUGCAAGUGGCUUUUCAAUCAACUUCAAAAAGGAAAGAAAUAAUCAGAAAUCUUAUGGUCUUUUCUAUUUUACCUACUGGUGACUGUGAAUAAUGCAACAAUGAAUCUUAAAACAUCCUGGUUCAGUAACAGUUCGGUCAUUUUGAAUGACGCCACUAGCAGACCAUGAUUUAGAGACUCUGUAAUAUAUGCUGAUGUAACGGCUGUUUAGUACUUAAACAAAACUGGUCAAAACUCUCUUGGCAAAUUUGUAUCUCAGAAUUUUGCGAGCUUUAAAUUCAAACUUCAUGUUAGCACAUUAGUGAAAUAAAAAUAUCUGUUUUGGUUGUGGUCUUUAGAAAAUAUAUCUUUGAUCCAAAUAUAAGUCGCACCACCUGUUGUUAGCCUCAUGGUCGCACUUCUGUCAUCUGUCUUCACUACUUACUGUGCAUUUCUUCUCUGUGAAUCAUAGCAGAUAAGUAUGAGCUGUGCUCUGGAAAAAUGGGGUUUAACCCUUUGCAUGCUGGGAAAUUUGUCGUCUGCUAAAAUGUUGUCUGCUAAAUUUCUAAAAUUAGCAUUUUCUUCGAUUUUUUUUCAAAGAAUACUAUCAGAACAGCAAACAGUUUGGAUCCUGAUGAGACACCACGUUCUGUGGCGUCUCAUCUGGAUCCAAACUGUUUGCACAGGCCUUCAAAAUUCGGUUCCCGCACUGAAAGGGUAAAUGCAUGUGUGUAAAGUGGCAUCCCAGAUUAGCCUGUGCCCUCUGCAAAGGCUCAUCAGGAACGAUACUUUCUGCAUAGACUUGAGUUUCGUUUAGAAGAGACAUACUUUUAAGGAAACAUUCUAUAAAAGCGGAAACUGUCGUCCUAAUCUGAGACGACACUUAAGGCAGGUGCAUUUAGCCCCGUUUUCUCAGAGCAAGUCUUGUAUAUUAGUAUUGCAUUUGAAACCAAAACAUUACAAAUUGUUGCCUUACUAUUGUCACGGUCUUUCAGUAUUAUGCAGCCAUCAGCUAUUGAUUUGUAUGUUAUGCAGUGUUAUUUUGCUGAUUCAGCAUAGAUGUUGUUUAUUCAAUCAUUAUUUACAGCUCGAGCUUUGAAUUUUUUCUUGUGAAAAGUUUUCAACACAUUUUUUCUUGUAAAGGAUGCUUCAAAAUACACACUUUAGUGAAAGUAUAUUGAAAGAAUAUAGAUUAAUCUGAAAACCAUGAAUUCCUUCUUUCCUCAUGGAGGUAUUUCAAUAGUUUAUUUAACUCGCAAUAAAAUUAUGGACUUAAUGGGAUUUCUCUAUUUAUUUUUUUCUAAAAACUAAUAGAAAUAGAAAACUUAUUGUAGUUUGGCUGCAGAGCACAUGUAUUAUGAUUUACUUUUUCCUGUCUCUCUUCCUUUUUUUGUCCGAAAACGGAGCGCCAAAUGAAAUAAACUAGUGUAUGCAGUAUUAUUUAAUAGAUUUCUGCCGACUCUUAGACUUUGAAAUAUAAGCAAUAAUAUCAUUGACAAAAACAGAUGUAAAUAUGCAAAAUGGAAAAAUACCCAAAAGAUGCCUCUAUGCAAAAUGUUAUAGUAACAUUUUUGUCAUUAUGUAAAUACAUUCACCAGUUUGUGUAGUGAUAUUUUAUACUGUGUAAAUUCAAGUACAUUAUAUAAACUGUUUGUAAUAACAAUAUAUUGGUUUAGACUCCAGAAGAGGUACAACUGAACAGUGUAACAACUAAAAUACAUUAAUAUUCACUAAUAUCACUCAGAAUAACAAUUUCUUUAAUAACUUGUCUUUUGUCUUUUCAACAAUAUUUGCCAUAAUUAGAUAAAUAUGAUAAAUGGUUAACCCUUUCUUGCUCGGGAGCAUAGUACAAAUGGUUAAAUACAACCAUCAUAAAAGCAGAAGUAACUGAGAGUAACUGGCAGUCUGUUCAGAUUUUAAUGCUGUUUGUUGUUCAUCAAUAUUGUUAUGAAGGAAAUGAAGGUUUUAAAACGUGAAUAUAGUACAAAUGGUUUCUAAAUUUAUUUGAUUUUCUAAGGGACUUGAUCAAAAGCAAAAGUUGAACUCUGCUUCUUAUUUUCACUAUUUAAGUUUUAAAUUAAUGCAUUAUUGCCAAAUCACUUGUUAAAACCCCACUAACUGACACAAUUUUAUGAUAAGAGAAACUUUUACUACUUUUUUUACUAUAAUGUUACCUACAUUCACAAAAAAUCAAUCUAUCCACUUCUUAGUGUGUUUUUUUUCAGACAUGAAUCAAUGAAAAGAAAGACCAUAUAAACGUUUAUGCUGAAUGAGACUGUAUCCUCCAAUUCUAAGUAUUGCUCUUUUUUUUCUGUCUAUCUUAUGUGCCAAAGUUAUUGAGUGCUUUGUUGUUGGAAUCUUUGUAAGAGUUGCCUUGUUGUUUAUUACAGAGUUGUAUGUGUAACAGUAAGGUCUCUUUGGGAAUUGCUGUUGGUAGACAUAUACAGUCAUACUUUACACAGAUCUAUAAUCUUGUAGUAAUAGGGCCCGUACAGCGUUUCAGCUUACCUAUAUUAUACCAGAUUAAAAAAAUAUAUUUUCACAGCAGCAUUCUGUCUCAAAGAAAGUAAUGCCCUGGAUAUGCAAAUAAGGAGAACUUAACUGAAAUUACAGUCAACUGUUAUCAUGACUAGGAUGGAUGGAUAAUGUUUUAAGGUCAUACAUAGAAACUAAACUGAAAAUGAACAAUAAACGCAACUCUUAGUGCGUCUCAAACUCUUGUGAGACAAGCUUUUAUUGAAGGUUGCACUGUGAAAUGUCAAGCUGAUCAGCUUUUGAAUACCCGGUAGGGUGCAUGUUACUGUUACACAGAGAGAAAAGAAACAAUACACGUUUGUGUGACAGGAUUGAUUUUGAAUCUCAAGAAAUCCACAGUUGACCAAACAUUUUAGUAUAUCGUAGAGACUUUGUAAUUUGCCUUUAAUUAUUGUAUGAUGACUAGCUUUUAUGCACAAAAAGCUAUGACAACAUCAAAAUUUCUGAAAUUCAUGUGUGAAGUUAACUCUUCAUGUGUUAAUUUACUACGUAUUUACCAACAUUCUUAUGUCAGUGUCCACUUGGUGCACUGUUAAAAUGCACUGUUCCAAAUGUGUGUACUUUUAAAAAAUAUUUCUAACUUUCUUUCUUGAAUUUUUCUUCUCAGUAAUUUUACACUGUUAAUGUACUCUUACACAUGUCACUCUAUAGAUUAUUUGUUGUCCACUUUCAGUUUACAUCAGUUGAAACAAAUUAUAUUGGACACCUUGUUCUGAUUAAUUAUGAGUAAAAGCUAUGGUCGAGUUUACAUGUAUGUCAUACUAUCACCUAUUUAAGCAAUCGUUUGACAUGAAGGCUUUUCUUUAAGAACGCUUCUAGAAAAAAAGACGAAAAUGAAAAAAAGCUAUUUUUAGGGCUGAGGGUGAUUCUGUUUAAUGUUUGUUAUUUUCUAUAUAAGAUUAAAAAACUUAACUCUCGGCUCUGCAUAUGUAGCUUGCGAACUGUUUAUAUUCUUUUGACCAUAUUGCCUACUUUGAAACACAGUAUUACAGUUGUGGUAGAAGGUGUAAUAGAGCUAUGCAGUUUUUGUGGUUUAGUCUGGUAUUGUUGAAUGGGUUAUUUCUUGAUAACACAGUUUGAUAAUGAUUGUGAACUUUUUGUUAAUGCAAGUCUAAAUAUUGUAUGACAUUUUUGUUUUGUUUUAAGCACUGGUUAUUUAUUUUUUAGCCAUUUGUAUUUAUCUUAAUAUUUUGACUGAAUAAAGUUAUGGAGUAAAACGA